Gloeophyllum trabeum ATCC 11539 is the source of this 1874-nucleotide messenger RNA. Its product is annotated as 40S ribosomal protein S4. The transcript is spliced from 8 exons. Gene Ontology annotation, cellular component: ribosome; cytosolic small ribosomal subunit. Gene Ontology annotation, molecular function: RNA binding; structural constituent of ribosome. The record is from RefSeq and is a predicted model, not a curated record. Gene Ontology annotation, biological process: translation. Bases 71 to 862 code for a protein of 263 amino acids. NCBI's taxonomy places the organism in Eukaryota, Fungi, Basidiomycota, Agaricomycetes, Gloeophyllales, Gloeophyllaceae.
CGGCCCAGUACCGCGUCGCCGAACCCUCAAGACCGUCGUCGACGACACCAACGCUUCAAGGAAACUCAAGAUGGGCCGGGGACCGAAAAAGCACUUGAAGCGCCUUGCCGCUCCCUCAGCAUGGAUGCUGGACAAACUGAGCGGAACUUAUGCUCCCCGCCCCUCCCCUGGUCCCCACAAACUCCGCGAAUCCCUUCCCCUUACUAUCUUCCUCCGCAACAGGCUGAAGUAUGCCUUGACCGGUCGUGAAGUCACCAUGAUCGUCAUGCAGCGGUUGAUUAAGGUCGACGGCAAGGUUAGGACUGACCCGACUUACCCCGCGGGCUACAUGGAUGUCAUUACGAUUGAGAAGUCCGGCGAGCACUUCCGUCUCCUGUACGACGUCAAGGGCCGCUUCACAAUCCACCGCAUCACCCCCGAGGAGGCCUCCUACAAGCUCUGCAAGGUCAAGAAGGCUGCUGUCGGUGCCAAGGGCGUUCCCUACAUCGUCACCCACGACGGGCGUACGAUCCGUUACCCCGACCCCCUCAUCAAGGUCAACGACACGAUCAAGUUUGACAUUGAGCAGGGCAAGAUCGUCGACUUCGUCAAGUUCGACAUCGGUAACCUGUGCAUGAUCACUGGUGGUCGUAAUAUGGGCCGUGCUGGUGUCAUCGUUCACCGCGAGAAGCACAUUGGUGGCUACGAUAUCGUUCACGUGAAGGACUCCCUGGACCGGACGUUCGCUACGCGGAUCACCAACAUUUUCGUCAUUGGCGAGGGUAACAAGCCAUGGGUCUCCCUGCCCAAGGGCAAGGGUGUGAAGUUGACCAUCUCCGAGGAGAGAGAUAUGCGGAGAAGGCAGCGGGCGGCGGAGCAGUAGAUGCUCGUUUGCGGGGUUCAUUUGUAGCGUAUUCUCUUCCUCUUUGCAUUAUGCUAUGCUAUGCUCUGUAUGCACCACAGACGAUCAUACAAAAAUUAUCUGCAUGCACAGCGAAGGAGUGUGUGGCCAGGGGUUGCGAUAUUGCAAGGCAGUCUGGGAUUGGGAUUUGACGAAUGAUAAGUUUACCAGUAAUCUGCUUCCCUCGGCGACACUAUAUAAUCCUUCGGAUGCCCCUUCCUUUCUCUCUCCCAUGCAUCCACCCAGCGUCGCAUUCUGGCUCUGGAGCGUUCGCUGCCAACAUUGACGGUGGCAAUCAUCUUGCCCCAGUCCAGCGACAGAGCAAAGCAUGUCAGCUCGUAGAAUGAACUGUGUUCAGAGUAAGGAACUCCGUAUAGCUGGAAUUUGAGUGUCGAGUUCCGCUGGGGAGUAAGGUCAGCAUGCGUGAAUGGGCGCUGUCGGUUCUUAGCCAGGACGGAAGAGAUGGAUGGAAGCGUGUCCGAUCCGCUUGGCUGGGUGAAGGUCCAGCCUGUUGGUCGGAAUCCGACCGCUCUAUCGAAGUGCCCCUUGAAUCGCUCCACAUAUUCCUUGAGUCUAUCGGAAGUGAUGACGGACAGCGGGACGACGUGGAUGACGGCGUCAAGAGGGUCCGGCGUUAGUAGAGCGUGCAGUUCCGGGUCGUCCUGGCAUCUAAGGAUGGCAGCUUUGCGUCUGUCACAGUAGACUUUCGAAUCGAGGGCGUGCGCGAUGGCUUUGACUAUGCGUUCUUUGCCAAUGGAAUACGUCCCAACUACAACAAGUACUUUCCCGGUGGCUGCGGAUUUGUCGGGUGCGCAAGAAUCUGAUUUCUCUUGCGGUUUCAACCAGGCUUUGACGGAUUGACUACCUGGUCCCGAUCCUUUCCCGGAGGUCGGUUGGCCCUUGACAAUCCUCGAAGCUAGCUCGGCGCAUGCGGAAAUGACAAGCGGCUGCGGUGGGAAGCAGUACUUCGGAUCCAAGUACGUUGUGUCAAGGU